UGUUUUGUUUUCUGCGGUUCUUAUCACCAUCUUCGGAGGCUCUCUCUGACAUUAUUAUUGUUUUUGAAUCCAUCUCGACCGCAGGCACGAUCACAAUCCAUCGUGAGUUCCAUUGCAGAAAGCAAAGCACUGCGACCCUCGCCGAUUCGAACAUGAGGGAAGCUCGCGCAUUAUUUCCAUCCUCCGGCCCAGGCAUACAUCCAUCGUAAUUCAAGCAAUGCCUAGAAAGAUAAACGUGGAAGCUAGACAGGCUGUGAAUGAGCUGCAGAAUCCAAGCAUUCUCGACCAGGUCAGCAGAAUCAUCGCGAAUGUCGACGAUGCGGACCGUGUGAUUGCAUCUCUAGAAGCUUGGCAAGCCUCUCUUAAUCCUAAAACAUACGAGAAGAUUGAACCCUGGAACCAAGAGAUGAUGGCAGCACAUGCGGUGUACCACGCACAGGAGACAGCGAUUCGCCCGGUACGGGAUAGAUUCGAACACAUGAAGCGAAGGAUCGCCAAGGAACAAACCACGGAAGAGCUUGUGGAGCUCACUCGUCUCGCCAUCGAGUGGGGUCAGGUGGUGUUGAGAGCAGCCGAUGGCCGCCUCCAAUUCUGGCGGAGGUACCAACGCGCGUACAACCUCGAAGGCAUCAAGGGCCACAUAAUCGUAGUGCAGAACCACUUAAGUGCGGCUGAGAAAGCCGUCGAAAGCGCCUGCAAAAGUUACCAAUCAAUAUACGUAAAGGAAGGUUUGAGACUUGGAGUCAUAGGCCCGAGCGUCUUCAGAUGAAUCUUCUCGAGGGCCUUGUAAUGGCUCGAGACCCGAAGAAAAUGCCAAGCGAGGAGAAUGCCGUGGGCUUGU
Messenger RNA from Dissoconium aciculare CBS 342.82, 841 nucleotides. RefSeq lists its product as uncharacterized. The record is from RefSeq and is a predicted model, not a curated record. Lineage: Eukaryota; Fungi; Ascomycota; Dothideomycetes; Mycosphaerellales; Dissoconiaceae. Bases 218 to 769 code for a protein of 183 amino acids. The transcript is spliced from 3 exons.